Westerdykella ornata is the source of this 1034-nucleotide messenger RNA. RefSeq lists its product as uncharacterized. Lineage: Eukaryota; Fungi; Ascomycota; Dothideomycetes; Pleosporales; Sporormiaceae. The coding region runs from base 107 to 910 and encodes 267 amino acids. The transcript has a single exon. The record is from RefSeq and is a predicted model, not a curated record.
CCGCAAGGGAAGUCGGAUGGGUUCGACGACUUCUUGUGGUAUACACUGAGAGAAGAGCGACCAAUAUAGGAUUGGUUUUCUGCCGAAAACUAUCCCGUCGUUACGAAUGGGAGUAAUGGGCCAGUAUCGAUGUUGGAAGGUUACAAUGUCGCUUGUCUGUCGAAGUGAACCGUUUCCGCAGCCACCAGGACUUCCCUUAGCGCAAGUGCCGGAUCGAAGCUGUAUACAGGGAAAGGAAUGUGAAGCCCAAAGGAGGGUAAAGAGUGACAGGCGCUCGCUGAGCAAAGCUUGGGUGAAAGGAGUGACUGGAAGGGACAAUGGGGAGCAAGGGAAGGAGGGAGAAAGGGAGAGAGGGGCAAAAGGAGGGAAAAGGCGGCAAAAGGAGCCGUCACGAUGGUCUUGUAGGGGGGAGAUGAAGGAAUGCGCGGUGUUCAACGAGGUGAAACCCAAAUUAGCCAGCCAGGGGCCCUGUUCUGCAAGGGGCACAAACGCGCAGCUGAAACGAUCGGCAAAGGGGUUGGGCAGGUCAACUUGGCAAGGCUCAUCAUGCAGGAACACGAUCCAUUCAUCCUGCAUCCUGUCGCUCUUCGCUGUGAAGGCUGGGAGAGGGGUUGGCUGUUGGCUGAUGAGGACGAGGGCGCUUGAAUCUCGGGGGUCACCACCGUCGGUGAGACCCUCAAUUGCCGUAGAGCAAACCAUCUACUCCGUACACAGUAUACAUGUCCAUCGCUGUAGCACUGUGAGCACAUCGUCAUAUCCCGCCCAACACUUUGUCACUGGAGCUCAUCCCAAAAGCCGGCGUGCCCCUGUUGGUGAUGACCGUCGCAAUCUCUUAGUGUCCACAAAGGUCCUGGCGCGACUACGAAUCAUGAUGGCAUUGAAGAGGACGCCACGCCGUCUCGUGAGAUGAGAUGUGGUUCUGGUGAGGUUGAAGGGGUUUGCUUGUUGGUCUUCUGCUGCUGCUCUCCACAAGGACAAGAGGAGGACAGUACGGAGUAUUGGGCGAUGCAGUUGUCCACAGUGGGGAAGAAGGA